GGAUGUUGAUGGAGCGUCACAACUCAGCAAUUCCAGGCCACCACAUAUGCCUAGCCUACCUUACCUUACCUCAUACGCCCGUAUUAGAAAGCAGCAAAAUUCAACGCCCCUUUCAUUUCGUUUCCACCCUCCCUCCUUCCUUCCAUACUAUUACUAGGGAGUAGUAGUUAGCACUGCAAGCUGCCCGGUUGCCAUCUUUCUACAUAAAGUCCUCCCACUUUUUUCUACCUAAUUGCCUCCUACCGUCUAAUUCUUCCACCAUUUAUUAGCAUCAGUUUAGUAGUAUACUGCUUGCUUGCUUGCCUGCCUACAUCCCUUCCCCACUCCCCGACUCUUCCGCUCCCGCACCCAACUCCCCAACCAUUUAUUGUCAUUUGGGCUGUGGAUUCUUGAUCAGAUCCACCCAUCGCCACUGAUCACUGACUCCUUCCUUCAUCAACCAUGGCUGAGAAGCACAUACAACGCGAGAUAUGCUUGCUUCUCUUUAUAUCAAGAUCUCUACCCACAUCUCCCAGCGUGACUACGAUGAGACUCAAGGUUGAUCUUCAAUGCCCCUGCUGCUACAAGAAGGUCAAGAAAAUCCUCUGCAAAUUUCCUCAAAUCAGAGACCAGAUAUAUGAUGAGAAGCAAAAUCUGGUGACCAUCACCGUCGUGUGCUGUAGCCCCGAGAAAAUCCGCGACAAAUUAUGUUGCAAGGGUGGCAAAGUCAUUAAGAGCAUUGAGAUCGUGGAGCCACCAAAGCCCAAGCCACCGCCGGAGAAGCCUAAAGAGCCCGAAAAGCCUAAGCCACCCCCAGAAAAGCCCAAAGAGCCGGAAAAGCCCAAGCCACCCCCAGAAAAGCCCAAAGAGCCGGAAAAGCCCAAGCCACCUCCAGAAAAGCCGAAGGAGCCCGAAAAGCCCAAGCCACCCCCGGAAAAGCCCAAAGAGCCGGAAAAGCCCAAGCCACCUCCAGAAAAGCCGAAGGAGCCCGAAAAGCCCAAGCCACCUCCAGAAAAGCCCAAACCACUACCACCACCACCUGAACCGUGCUCGCACCCACCAGUUCCAGUGGGCUUUUGUUGUGUCCCAUGUUCGGAAGGGUACGGCGGGGGACCAUGCUACUACGGGUACGGGUACGGGUACGGGCGGCCUGUGCCCCCGCCACCUUGUUAUGAUAGCUAUGCUUACGGGUACGGAUAUGGGAAGGGGUACCCGUACAGUCGCUGCGAUUAUUUCAGUGAGGAGAACAGUACGGGUUGCACGAUCAUGUGAGAGGAGCAGAGAAUUUGGUGGGUGACCUUAGUGUGUGUGUGAUUCUACAACUAUAUGGUACGGUAUGAUGUGAAAACCGAAGAGCGUCCAAAUUAAUUAAUGACUGCAUCGAAGCAAAAAUAAUACUAGUAUGUACUUAGGGCCUUAGGCCCCUUAUAAGACCUAUAAAAGGAAGAAGAAAAUAAUAAUGUGUAUAUGAUUCUGGAUUAUGGAGAAAGAGAGAGAGAGAGAUGUACAGGCUUAUUCAAGUUGCCUGUCCAUUAGAAUAAGCUUUUGUAUGUAUCCAAAUGGAACGUCGUUGCAUCAAAUUUUCUUUUCAUUGUUUAUAAUAAUAAUAUAAUAAAAGUCCUUUACAAUCAUCA
This is a messenger RNA of Coffea arabica (coffee), 1613 nucleotides long. RefSeq lists its product as uncharacterized. Gene Ontology annotation, molecular function: metal ion binding. The record is from RefSeq and is a predicted model, not a curated record. Lineage: Eukaryota; Viridiplantae; Streptophyta; Magnoliopsida; Gentianales; Rubiaceae.